Molecule: messenger RNA, 2069 nt
Organism: Ictalurus furcatus (blue catfish)
Lineage: Eukaryota; Metazoa; Chordata; Actinopteri; Siluriformes; Ictaluridae
Product: histone H1-like
Exons: 2
Coding region: 588-1253 (221 amino acids)
Biological process (GO): nucleosome assembly
Cellular component (GO): nucleosome
Molecular function (GO): DNA binding; structural constituent of chromatin
Source: RefSeq, a predicted model, not a curated record
AUGGAAUACAACACACACACACACAAGGCUAUAGCGGAGCCUAUAGUCACGCGCGCUGUGCUUUACACGGCCCCCAACGCGCUCUGCUUCCGAUACUACACACACCACUCGACAGCUGCAAAGACGUCAGGCUCGUUCACAAGGCUCCUCUUCAACUCGGCCCAGAACGCAUACGACGGCCGUGCCUGCUUUUCGCCCGUUUUUACACACCACAUCGCACCAAAUGCGCAGCCCGCCGGCUUGAGUACAACGCGCGCCGCGCCUUUUCAUGUGCGCUGCGCGAGACUGUUGCUCUCUAGCCGGCCGGGCCGGGCCACGGGAGAAACGAGAAAGCCCGUCCUCGCUCAGCGUGUGCUUCAACGUGUUGAAUCUCGUCUUGCGAGUGGGAUUUUCACCGAGAAAUGCCAUGAGAAAACACAUCUGAGCGCGCGCCGCGUCCGUGCAUUCAUUCAGCGGCGCCCGAGUUGAGUCUACAACGCUCUCAUAUCUGUUUUUAAGACCAGCCCCCCGCCGCGGGAAGGGAGGAUCCUGUGUUACACACUAACGUACAGUGUACGACUCGUGUAUUCUACGUAGUUCCAAGAGAGAUGGCAGAAGUCGCACCCGCUCCCGCCGCCGCGCCGGCCAAAGCGCCCAAGAAGAAAGCAGCUUCGAGAGCAAAAAAAGCCGGCCCUAGCGUCGGCGAGCUGAUCGUCAAAGCCGUUUCCUCGUCUAAGGAGAGGAGCGGCGUGUCUCUCGCUGCUCUGAAGAAAGCGCUGGCUGCCGGCGGAUACGAUGUGGAGAAGAACAACUCCCGCGUCAAGAUCGCCGUUAAGGGUCUCGUGACUAAAGGCACUCUGGUGCAGACCAAAGGGACCGGCGCGUCUGGCUCUUUCAAGCUGAACAAGAAGCAGACCGAAGCCAAGAAGCCCGUGAAGAAAGCCGCGCCCAAAGCGAAAAAGCCCGCCGCCACUAAGAAGCCCAAGAAGGUAGCAGCCAAGAAACCCGCCGCCGCGGCCAAGAAGUCUCCUAAGAAGGCGAAGAACCCCACAGCCGCCGCAAAGAAAGCCACCAAGAGCCCGAAGAAGGCGAAAAAGCCCGCGACCCCUAAAAAGGCAGCUAAGAGCCCCAAGAAAGCGAAAGCUGUCAAGCCCAAGACCGCAAAGCCUAAAGCGGCAAAGGCGAAGAAGGCAGCACCCAAAAAGAAUCAUCCACCAGUAUUGAAGGCCAUCUCAGUGCCAGGGAGGGCCUCCAGCCGUCUCUACUGGCAUUAGGAAGGAUCAAGGGCAGGAUGGACAAAUUCUACGUGGUUGUGGAUAAGCACCUCAUCCCUUGCACAGGAACCAGUUCCUUGAGUGCUAUAGAUGAACUCUUCAAAGUCCACUAUGUGUUCAACCUGUCAUAUGAGAAAGCCCUUGUCAACAUCUUUACCUUCCUGCAGACUACGAUCUACAACAUUGAUGUUGGUCUUACCAGUCAGUCUCCCAGAGUAAAGGAAUUGUGUGCAAAGCUUUUGAACUAGGUUAAAUGUUAGUGUUUCUGUUGUCAAAGUCUGCAUGCAAAGCCACGAGAGUCACGCACAGUUUCUAUCCUUCGUUAAAGUUUAAGUUAUUAUGUGCGCAGCGUGGCUGUAGCCGACAGUUUUGUGGACAAACUUUUCACAGAACAUUUCUCAGAGCAUCACCAUGCAUUUAAAGUACAUAUAUGUAACUUGGGUGAACUUGUAAAAGCCCGGAGUUUGAAGUUCUACAUGCCUUUUGAUCUACAGGGUCCAAAUGGGUCAGAUGAAUAUAUUCACUAUGAGGUGAAUAUAUUGCACCUCAAUUCAUGCUGGUUUGUUACAUCUAAGAUACUGUGUUGAAAAUAAAAGUUCAACCUUAUACAGCAACUGAUGUGUUAGCUGUUCUUUUAUUGACGAGUACACACAUUUUAAAGGUCUGCAUUUUUAGGCAGACAGGGUGUAGAUCACAUUUAAUUACACUAGUGUUGAAAAUAACUCCAUUAGGUUGAGCUAUUGACACAUUUACUGUAGAUUCAACACUUUCUUAGUGUUAAUGGAGCCUGUGAGGAGUAAAAAAACUACACCAAUU